Messenger RNA from Procambarus clarkii (red swamp crayfish), 1749 nucleotides. Lineage: Eukaryota; Metazoa; Arthropoda; Malacostraca; Decapoda; Cambaridae. The record is from RefSeq and is a predicted model, not a curated record.
AUGUACCUGAGUAAGGGAGACCUUACCUCGAAUAUAUAUUUAUAUAUUUCUUCUUGCUGGUACUUUUCACGGGUUCUGUUCUUGUCUCAAGUUGUUCCUGCCUCAGGUUGUUCCUGCCUCAGGUUGUUGCAGUCUCAGGUUGUUCCUGCCUCAGGUUGUUGCAGUCUCAGGUUGUUCCUGCCUCAGGUUGUUGCAGUCUCAGGUUGUUCCUGCCUCAGGUUGUUGCAGUCUCAGGUUGUUCCUGCCUCAGGUUGUUCCUGCCUCAGGUUGUUCCUGCCUCAGGUUGUUGCAGUCUCAGGUUGUUCCUGCCUCAGGUUGUUGCAGUCUCAGGUUGUUGCAGUCUCAGGUUGUUCCUGCCUCAGGUUGUUGCAGUCUCAGGUUGUUCCUGCCUCAGGUUGUUGCAGUCUCAGGUUGUUGCAGUCUCAGGUUGUUCCUGCCUCAGGUUGUUGCAGUCUCAGGUUGUUCCUGCCUCAGGUUGUUGCAGUCUCAGGUUGUUCCUGCCUCAGGUUGUUGCAGUCUCAGGUUGUUCCUGACUCAGGUUGUUCCUGCCUCAGGUUGUUGCAGUCUCAGGUUGUUGCAGUCUCAGGUUGUUGCAGUCUCAGGUUGUUGCAGUCUCAGGUUGUUGCAGUCUCAGGUUGUUCCUGCCUCAGGUUGUUGCAGUCUCAGGUUGUUGCAGUCUCAGGUUGUUGCAGUCUCAGGUUGUUCCUGCCUCAGGUUGUUGCAGUCUCAGGUUGUUCCUGCCUCAGGUUGUUGCAGUCUCAGGUUGUUGCAGUCUCAGGUUGUUGCAGUCUCAGGUUGUUGCAGUCUCAGGUUGUUGCAGUCUCAGGUUGUUGCAGUCUCAGGUUGUUGCAGUCUCAGGUUGUUCCUGCCUCAGGUUGUUGCAGUCUCAGGUUGUUCCUGCCUCAGGUUGUUGCAGUCUCAGGUUGUUCCUGCCUCAGGUUGUUGCAGUCUCAGGUUGUUGCAGUCUCAGGUUGUUCCUGCCUCAGGUUGUUCCUGCCUCAGGUUGUUGCAGUCUCAGGUUGUUGCAGUCUCAGGUUGUUGCAGUCUCAGGUUGUUCCUGCCUCAGGUUGUUGCAGUCUCAGGUUGUUCCUGCCUCAGGUUGUUGCAGUCUCAGGUUGUUCCUGCCUCAGGUUGUUGCAGUCUCAGGUUGUUGCAGUCUCAGGUUGUUGCAGUCUCAGGUUGUUGCAGUCUCAGGUUGUUCCUGCCUCAGGUUGUUGCAGUCUCAGGUUGUUCCUGCCUCAGGUUGUUGCAGUCUCAGGUUGUUCCUGCCUCAGGUUGUUGCAGUCUCAGGUUGUUCCUGCCUCAGGUUGUUGCAGUCUCAGGUUGUUCCUGCCUCAGGUUGUUCCUGCCUCAGGUUGUUGCAGUCUCAGGUUGUUCCUGCCUCAGGUUGUUGCAGUCUCAGGUUGUUCCUGCCUCAGGUUGUUGCAGUCUCAGGUUGUUCCUGCCUCAGGUUGUUCCUGCCUCAGGUUGUUCCUGCCUCAGGUUGUUCCUGCCUCAGGUUGUUGCAGUCUCAGGUUGUUCCUGCCUCAGGUUGUUGCAGUCUCAGGUUGUUCCUGCCUCAGGUUGUUGCAGUCUCAGGUUGUUCCUGCCUCAGGUUGUUCCUGCCUCAGGUUGUUCCUGCCUCAGGUUGUUGCAGUCUCAGGUUGUUCCUGCCUCAGGUUGUUGCAGUCUCAGGUUGUUCCUGCCUCAGCUCCUGUUCCUGUCUCGGGUUGUUCUUGGAUCAGUUUCUGUGUCCGUCUCAGUACCUGA